Daphnia carinata is the source of this 1626-nucleotide messenger RNA. RefSeq names its product glutamate [NMDA] receptor subunit 1-like. NCBI's taxonomy places the organism in Eukaryota, Metazoa, Arthropoda, Branchiopoda, Diplostraca, Daphniidae. The coding region runs from base 40 to 1302 and encodes 420 amino acids. The transcript has 9 exons. Gene Ontology annotation, cellular component: membrane. The record is from RefSeq and is a predicted model, not a curated record. Gene Ontology annotation, molecular function: glutamate-gated receptor activity.
UUUUUUUUAUUUUUUUUUUUUUUUUAGAUAAGACCUUACAUGUAUAUUGAGCAUGAUCUAGAGGGACGAAUUUCAAAGGUAGAUGGGAUCGCUUAUCAGAUAGUUCUUUGGCUAUCAAAACGAUUCAAUUUUACGUUUAAUCUGGUUGAGCCACCUGAUAGAACUUUUGGAGCUGUCGUUAAUAACACAUGGAACGGUAUGAUUGCGAUGACCAUCAACAGGAAUGUCGAUUUGGUGGCGGGACCAGUUAUCCCAUCGGAAGCACGAGCUAAAGUGAUUGAUUUCAGCAUAAGCUUUCUAGACGAACCAGCUGACUGUCUCAUUCCUGCUCCUACAUUGGACGAAAACAAAUGGAAUGCAGUUUUCAAGCCUUUUCAUUACAACGUUUGGUUGAUGGUAAUAGUCUCCCUUGCUAGCGUUGCCGUAGUUAGCUGGAUGACAAUGAAUCUUUAUUGGAAAUGGCGUUAUGAUGGAUCUGCCUCUCCUGGUAGUCCUCACUUCGUAUUGUCAUUCAAUCAACACGUUCUUUCAGCUUUGGCUUUGUUUUGCAGCCAGGGCCAACAUACUGCGGCUAGAGCUCCACAUUCGAAUAGAAUCGCAAUAUCCUCGUGGUGUCUGAUGUCAACUGUCCUAGUCUACGCUUAUUCGAGUUGCAUCAUCUCCUACUUAACAAUUCCUAAAUCGCAUCUUCUGGUUAACUCAGUCGAGGAAUUGGCAAACAGUCAAGUACUUCAGGUGGCCACUCACAAAAACUCCUUUUUUGAAGCCACUUUAUUGCAAUCAAGUUACGGCCCGUUGAAACUUCUAGGUGACAGCUUACGAAAUAAUCCUGAAAAUAGCUUCGGUGGUCAAUAUUACAAUCAAACCAGGUUGUUGAAUAAGGUGUUUGGUCGCCUUGCCCUCAUAACGGCUCGGUUACAAUUGGAAAUGCUAAUCGAACUGCACUACAGACAGACUAGACGAUGCGAGCUAACGUUCCUGCCCCAACAGUUUAUGCCUAUUUUGAAGACUUGUCUAGCACUCCCAAAAGGAUCACCUUACAUUCAUCUAAUCAAUUUGGGGAUCACAGAGAUAAAGCAGUUGGGACUUGUCGAUCGUUGGAUUAAAGUUAAUAUCAAUCAGACGAACCAAUGCAAACAUGGAGUCGAUAUCUUUCAACAUCAUUCAAACUCCGAGAUAAAACAUCCUCUUGCACUUUCUAACCUGGCAGGCGCGUUCAUUCUGCUUUUACUAGGCGUUUCUGUAUCAAUUUCGACGUUUCUCUGUGAAGUGUGUGUCUCCAAGAACCGAAAUCAACACUAGUCGAAUGAAAUGUCAACAACUGUAUGACAAAAGUGUUAGUCGCCAUUAGUAACUUCAUUCAUUUGACUUAUUAUCCCCUAGAAAACAGUAUCCUUUAUGGACACCGACUAUUUGUUUUGGAUUUAUCUCGUCAGUUACACGUUUUGUAAAGCAUACAUACAUUUGGAAAAGCAUACAUCGAUUUAUCAAAAUGCAUAUUGGUGACACCAGGAAUUUGGUCAGCCAUUACAAAGAUGCAUGUGUUGUCAUUGUUACUGACUGGAUGUAUCUGUACGUAUACUGUACGAAGCCUAUUUUCCUUUGCUGUUAUGUUGUUAUUUUUAC